Messenger RNA from Erpetoichthys calabaricus (reedfish), 5102 nucleotides. RefSeq names its product zinc finger protein 501-like. Gene Ontology annotation, molecular function: RNA polymerase II cis-regulatory region sequence-specific DNA binding; DNA-binding transcription factor activity, RNA polymerase II-specific. The transcript is spliced from 3 exons. NCBI's taxonomy places the organism in Eukaryota, Metazoa, Chordata, Cladistia, Polypteriformes, Polypteridae. Bases 256 to 1584 code for a protein of 442 amino acids. The record is from RefSeq and is a predicted model, not a curated record. Gene Ontology annotation, biological process: regulation of transcription by RNA polymerase II.
CUCCUUUAGUUUCUAUGUUUAUUUCUUCAGGCAGGUUGCCUUAGAAGACACGUGUCUGCAUUUCACAGACUAAAGCAAACAGAGGAAAGAGAGAAACGAGGAGAGAAAGAGUGGCGAAGAGGAGGAGUGUAGAUAAAAAUGAACCUCCUUCCCAGUUCCCAAGGCCAUGCAGAGCAGUGUGGAAUGGUCUCCAGUCCAGUAUCUGUGCAUGUGAGAAGAUAAUCUUAGAAGAGGAAAAGAGUUUCACACGCAGCAAUGGCCUCGACUAACACUGAAAGCAUGGCUGAAAGGCUAGCACACAUUAAACAGGAGGAUUGUGAGUGGGGCACAGCAGAAGAAGAUGUGUACGUGAAGCUGGAGGAUUGUGAAGGCAGCGUUUCUGUGUUUAAAGAGGAGGAGUGCAAGGGGGAGAUUGUGGAAGUCAAAGUUAUGGAUUUGGAAGAUUUGUCAGUUAGCCUUGAAUUGCAAAAGCACGAAACUGGGACCAUUUUCAAGCAAGAUUUUUGUGAAGACUCCCACUCUAGUUUGCAGCCCUGGGUCACAGACAUGGGACAACUGGCUCCCCAGCAGAAUUCUAUGGAACUGAAAUCUGAGUUUGAAGAGAAAAUCGGUGACGGAAACUGGAGAGGAGAAGAAGGAGAACAGAAGUCCUCUAGCAAUGUGGGAAAUAAUUUCCUGGAGAAUUGCAGCUUCUCUGUGUCUUCGUUUCAUCAGCGCCCCCUUCAGCGUGGACUACGGCAGGAGCAGGUCAAGGAGAAGAUGAAGAAAUCAAAAAGAGAAUCGGAGAAGUUGACCUCGGCAUCUUUGUUGUGCAGUUCUUUUACUGCUGACAAUCCGACACCGACAAAAUCCAUCAACACUGACCGACGACAAGUCCAUAACACAGAUCAAGAAAUUUUACACACCAGGCACAAACGUGGAAAAACUUUAAAAAAAAAAUCUGCCUGUAAAGAUAAGUCGAUUCAUUCAGUUAAGAAGCCGUUUGCCUGUUCAGAAUGUGGCAGACAAUGCCCUAAUCGUAGCAGCCUCCAAAGGCACAUGCAAGUUCAUACGGGAGAAAGGCCGUGUUCGUGUUCUGAAUGUGGCAAACAGUUCUUUGACUAUAACACUCUUCAGAGGCACACCCGGGUUCAUACUGGAGAGAAACCCUAUUCCUGUUCUGAAUGUGGCAAACAAUUUCCUUACAGUAGCUCUCUUCAGAAACACAGACGAGUUCACACAGGAGAGAAGCCGUUUGUUUGCUCCGAAUGUGGUAAAGAUUUCUCAUUCUUGUGCAAUUUUCAAAACCACUUAAGGAUUCACAGUGGAGAAAAGCCUUACUGUUGUAAUGAAUGUGGCAAACAAUUCGCCCAAGGAAGCAGCUUACGGAACCACGUCAGAAAUCACACUGGAGAGAAACCUCACUGUUGUUCAGAAUGUGGCAAACGAUUCUCAAAACUAAGUCAUCUUCACAGGCACACAAGGAUUCACACUGGAGAAAAGCCAUAUACCUGUCCUGAGUGUGACAAACGAUUCUCACAAGUAAGCCAUCUUCACAACCACGCAAGAACCCAUACAGGAAAGAAGCGAAAAGAGAAAAAAUAACUAAAUAUCAUGAAAUGCAAUUGGAGAUGAGCCAGAUGUGGAGUAAAACCACACCGAGUGUGGCAGUGGUGCUGGCCUUAUCAAAAAAGUAAAAUUCCAGGCCCCUUUAGAUGCCUUACCAAUCACCAUCACUCCAUGUGAACUAGAGAAGAAUGCACUGUUAGGAACAAUCCAAGCUCUGCCAGCAAACCUAAAAGAAUAACAACAGCUGUGCAAAAUUCACACCAGAAAAACAAGCACACUUCAGGACUCAAGAGUGUGAGGUUCACUCCUGUCCUAAAAAGUUAGCAAAUGAAACCAUUGUUCAGAAAAGGCAUAUACUGUAGCUAUGCUGAAUGUGGCAAACGAUUCUUUGACAGUAACCAUCUUCCUAUGCACAUACACAAAUUCAGGCUGGAUAAAACCGUCCUACAUGCAUUUACCUGCACACAUGUAACCAAGUUAAGGCAAAAAGCUGGUUUCUUAAAAAUGUGUAUUUACUGUAUGUACUCGAGUAAUCAUUUGGAGUUCUUCUUUUGGCAAAGUGCUCCCAACGUGAUUAAACUGCGUAAAAAAACAGCUAAACGUCGUCAUCAUCAGCCGCCAUAAAUCUGAAAACAAGCAUUGAAGCUUGUGAUCAUUUCCUCGUCUUAUAUAUAAACGUCUAUGCGUGGAAGUGUGAGUUUGUGUGUGUCUGUCCGGCCCGGAAAUGAGAGGCUCCACCUCCGAGGAUACACAAGCGUGGCCAGCACAUCGGCAAAAUGAAACCUCCAAAGAAAGAGUCACUCACUUAAGCUGCUAAUACAGAAGCGAAGCGAGCACAUCAGUAAAUGGUAUCCCUUUUACUUUUCUUCCCGCCAUUAAUAUACAAGCGAGGCGAGCACGUCGGCAAAACGAAUCAUUCGAAGAAAGGCAAAGUCGUUUAGCUGCUAAUAUACAAGUAAGAUGAGCAUAUUGGCAAAACGAAGCCUCAGAAGAAAGACAAAGUCGCUUAGCUGCUAAUACACAAGUGAUGUGAGCGCAUCGGCAAAACGUAACCCCAGAAGAAAGACCGUCGCUUACCUGCUAAUACACAAGUGAGAUGACCAUAUUGGCAAAACAAAUCAUCCGAAGAAAGACAAAGUCGCUUAGCUGCUAAUACACAAGUGAUGUGAGCACAUCGGCAAAACGUAACCCCAGAAGAAAGACAGUUGCUUAGCUGCUAAUACACAAGUGAGGCAAGCACAUCGGCAAAACAAAUCAUCCGAAGAAAGGCAAAGUCAUUUAGCUGCUAAUACACAAGUAAGAUGAGCAUAUUGGCAAAACGAAGCCUCAGUAGAAAGACAAAGUCACUUAGCUGCUAAUACACAAGUGAUGUGAGCACAUCGGCAAAACGUAACCUCAGAAGAAAGACCGUCGCAUAGCUGCUAAUACACAAGUGAGAUGAGCACAUCGGCAAAACAAAUCAUCCGAAGAAAGGCAAAGUCGCUUAGCCGCUAAUACGCAAGCAAUGUGAGCACAUCGGCAAAACAUAACCUCAGAAGAAAGACAGUCGCUUAAGUGCUAAUACACAAGUGAGGCGAGCACAUCGGCAAAACAAAUCCUCCUAGGAGAGAGACGUCCAGAGAAGUUCCUUUCAAUUACCUGGCAUCUCUACAUUUCAAUUUUUUUUCUGACGAUUUCAAUAGUUUCUAGAACCCUGGGCUUUUUACAACACGGGCUUACACAGCUAAGUGUUUUAUAAAUACCUUUAGUUCUUCAGGUGCUUUGAAGUAAAAGACAUUCAUUCGUUCAUUUUUUAUUUAUUUAUUUUUUUACAUCAUCUACCCGAGACACCAAUGAUUUGCGGUUGUGGAAGAAAUUUAACGGCCACCGCCCACUGGGUGUCCCGUAUUGGCAGUAAACACGGGCAGGAGGAAGCGUCAGUCGUUAUUCUUUAUCUAAAUUUUGCAGUAGGCAACACAGCAGAUCUUAUUAGCAAGGGUUACCAAGGAAAAGAGCGUCCUCCGCGCUGUAUUUAUACAAUUCAGUGAUCAGCUCACAAUUCCAAGGAAUGUUACAUCAUCAGAAAACUUUUAACAGGAUUGGUUACCCUAACCCCCCAAUUGCUGACGGGACAAAAUGUUGAUGCCUUAACUAACCACAAGUAACCCAGUCGUCUAGGCUGAUUGAUAGUCCUGUCCGUUUUAGAUGUGUGUGACUCCUUGUUCCCGUGGUUUGUUAUACAAUGGUCUUAAUAUUUUAUAAUCCAACUGGGUACAUUGACAGGAAACUUAGCCUAAGCAUUACAAUACAACAAUGAGUAUGCCGUACAUAUGACUGUCCCUUUAGCUUUUGUAUAGAUUUUUUUCUUUUUUUGCUGUUAAGUCACUAAAAUGCCUUUAUCAUAGUGAAUAAUAAAAUAACAGCUUUGGCUUUUAAGCAUAAGCUCAGAAGAUAAAAAUAUGAAAUCUUGAGCACAAAAUCCGCAGAUAAUAAAUUUGGGCUUCUUUUAACAGCAUAACAAACGAAGUGCAAUUUGAAACAAGGGUGCAAAUUGAAUUCUUACACGGUAUGAACACUGCACUCCCCAAUCACACAGUUUCAUCUCAUCUGUAGCAAAUAGCUGAAUUAAAACUAAACUGAAACUCGAUUAUUUUUUUUUUCCUCUCUUAUUGUAAUGCACAUACAGUUGUGUUCAAAAUAAUAGAAGUGUGUUUCAAGAAAGUGAAUACAGUUGUGGCCAAAAGUUCUAAGAAUGACCCAAGUGUUGGUUUUCACCAAGUUGGCUGCUUCAGUGUUUUGAGAUCUUUGUGUCAGAUGUUUCUCUGGUACAAUGAAGUAGAAUGACAAGCAGUUCAGAAGUUUCAAAGGCUUUUAUUGACAAUUCCAUGAAGUUUAUGCGCAGAGUCCAUGUUUGCAGUGUUGGAAAUUCUUUCUUUUUCAAGGCCUCUGGAAUUCACCCUGGCAGGCUGGCAAUCAACUUCUGGGCCCAAUCCUGACUGAUGGCAGCUGCCCAUUCUUGAUCAUCAAUGCUUGGAGUUUGUCAGAAUUGGGGGGUUUUUGUUUGAGGACUUACCACAAGUUCUCAAUGGGGAGUUUCCUGGCCAUGGACCCCAAAUUUCGAUGUUUUAUUCCCCGAGUCACUUAGUUGUCACUUUUGCCUUAUGGCCCGGUGUUCCAUCAUGCCGGACUUUUCAUUGUUGGUCACCAAACUGUUCUUGGACGGUUGGGAGAAGCUGCGAGACAACAAAUUGUCAACCCCUUGCCUGGACCAUACCAGCCUAAAAAGAACGCUUGGUGUAAUGUUCACGAAAUUCCCGUUCAAUGAGAAACAACACCUCAGAGAAAGUGUUUUCUAUUAUAUCGGUGUGUGUAUCUACUGUUGCAGAAUUCUCAUUUAAAUUAAUCUUGUCUGUUCAUUACAAAAUGGUAUAACAUUCUAACCUACACUGUCAAUGUAUAAAUUUGUCAUUCAUUUUGUAGCAUAAAACAUUCUUGGCUACACUGCAGUAAAUGAAUCUGGUUUUCAUUUAAAGUGGUAAAACAUGAAAAGCUAUACUGUGUAUUGAAAACAAAAA